AUGUUUGCCGAUGCGCUUGCCUGGCUCUUGCGCGAAGAUCGCCCGAAUGCUGUCAUUGCGACGCUGACGGAGGGCAUUGCUUUUCGUACACAACAUGGCCGGCAUGCUUGCCGAGGCAGAGCUUCGCGGAUUCCGCACGAAGAUGCUUUGGCGCAGCGAGUGGCUAGAGCCGUGUUGGCCGCGCAGCAGCAGGAGGAGCUGCGGUCUCAAUUUGGGGACUUCCUCGAUUCCUGGAUGAACGCAGAUGCUGCUCGAGAUGCUGUUUUGGAAGAGGGAAUGGCUUUCCGUCUGCAGCACGAUCCUUUUCCUCGCCGGGGUCGCGAAGCUGAACUCGAGGGUGAAGACGCAUUAUACCAGCGCAUCGCCAGAGCGGUGCCACUUGCGCAGCAGCAGGAGGAGCUGCGGUCUCAAUUUGGGGACUUCCUCGAUUCCUGGAUGAACGCAGAUGCUGCUCGAGAUGCUGCUUUGGAAGCUGCGCGAUGUGCUUUACAGGAGGGAAUGGCUUUCCGUCUGCAGCACGAUCGUUUUCCUCGCCGGGGUCGCGAGGAGCUGCGGUCUCAAUUUGGGGACUUCCUCGAUUCCUGGAUGGACGCAGAUGCUGCUCGAGAUGCUGCUUUGGAAGCUGCGCGAUGUGCUUUACAG
This is a messenger RNA of Symbiodinium sp. CCMP2456, 642 nucleotides long. NCBI's taxonomy places the organism in Eukaryota, Dinophyceae, Suessiales, Symbiodiniaceae. The record is from the annotation of a GenBank genome assembly.